AUGGCGCAAAAACGCGUGCAUUCAGAUUCUGCAGCGGCAUUGCCUGAAGUCUUCCACUCUGCCAAGAUUGACGAGCAAACAUCCUCGUUCAUUGGUGCUUUCUCCCCUACAUGGCGCAAGCCUUCUCGUCAGCAAUCGUUGACACCUUCCAAGCCCCUGUUCGACACCGGCCACGACGAUGACGGCGAGUCAUGGGCAGGUGGCCGGCUGGCGCGUGUUUUGAACGACACGCAGGCGUCUGGUACCGUCGUUGUUGCGCGCUGGUACGGAGGCCAAAACAUUGGUCCAAUAAGAUUCACGCAUAUUGAGAGUUGUGCAAAAGACGCGAUCUGGAAAUGGAAGGUUGCUGUAUCGGAUGUGGGCAAGGAGGAGGCGAGCAAGAAGCAGAAGGUUCAUGAUGAGACGGAGAGGAAGAAUCUGAUUGAAGAGCUAACGCAGAGAGAUUGCAACAUUGUAGCAUUGAGGAAGUUGUUGGCUGAGAAGAAGGCGAAGUUGAGUGGCGAGGAGAUUGCGCCGUCCACACCGCAGAAGGCGACUGGGUAUGGGGUUAUGGGGUUGGAUGUGCUGAAGAGGCUAGACAAAGCAAGAGAUGCGACGAUUGCUGCGAUUCUGAAACAGAUGGACAAGGUAGACGAAGAUCUGAAGUUGUUGGACGGGUUAGACGACGAUGCGCUUGAUGAGUUGGACGAUGAGGAAAGCCAAUCAUAA
Molecule: messenger RNA, 708 nt
Organism: Boeremia exigua
Lineage: Eukaryota; Fungi; Ascomycota; Dothideomycetes; Pleosporales; Didymellaceae
Exons: 2
Coding region: 1-708 (235 amino acids)
Biological process (GO): regulation of translational initiation
Cellular component (GO): cytoplasm
Source: RefSeq, a predicted model, not a curated record